AUGUUUCCAAUUGCUCCAAGUGAAACUCCUAGAAAUGGAAAAGUUUCAUUCAUACGGCUGUUGGCAUCUUCCUGGCCGCACGAGGGCGCUGUCUCGAGCUCGACCUCAUCCUGUCCAGCAGCUCCAUUGCCUACGUCACCACAUUUCACCGACUGGGAUGUAACAGCGUGGAAAAGCGUAAAGGUGGUCUCCGAAAACACUGCCAGAAGCUCAUGCAAAAUGAGGGAAGCGGCUCUUCUGCUCACAGUCUGUGUUAUUCCGUGUCUCCUCCUGAGCUCCUGCCAGGCAGCCAGACAAGGACAAGACAUCAGAUGUGGAGCCUGCAGGGCUCUGGUAGAUGAGAUGGAGUGGGCCAUCUCGCAGAUAGACCCAAAGAAGAUGAUCCAGACGGGCUCCUUCAGGAUCAACCCGGACGGCAGCCAGUCCAUCAGAGAGGUUCCUCUGGCGCGCUCAGAGGGAAACCUCCUGGAGCUGAUGGAGAGUGUCUGUGAGAGGAUGGAGGACUACGGCGAGCACACCGAUUCGUCCACAAACAGGAAGUCCUACGUUAGGGUCAAAUCUCGGAGCGGGGAGCCCAUGGACCUCUCAGAGGCCACGCUGGAUUCAAGAGUUACAGCCAGUUUAAAAUUUUCAUGUGAAACAAUUGUGGAGCAGCAUGAAGAUGAAAUCAUUGAGUUCUUCGCUCAUGAGACAGAUAACGUCAAAGACAAACUCUGCAGCAAGAGGACAGACCUCUGUGACCACGCUCUGAAAAUGCCCCAUGACGAGCUUUGACAUCCUGUCACCAUGGCUGCCGCAUCUCCUCAGCUGACACGGAGACUUUUGGUGCUGUAACUUUUUCAGUUGUCACUUAUCACCGGUUUACGCCGUGGCGGAAGAUGUACACAAAUCCCUCUGUUCAAAAAAUCUAAAAUCCUGUGAUCGUGGAGAAUUUAGGGUUCACUCAACAACCAUUUUUUAGCAUCAUGUCACCUCACCUCUUCAUGUACUGUAAGUUAUUAUACAUGUCAUCCCUGUUUCUCAUAUUACUCAUCUUGCUUUCAGAUUCAUUACUUGAUAACGUGAGGUUGGAUUGAGACUCAUUUCUUUACCAGACAAAACUGAAACUGUGAAACUGUAUAAGUGAAAUUAGACUUCCUGCUAGAUACAGGAUUUCUUACAAGAUUGUUUAUAUACAGUAACUUUAAGACAAGUACAGAAGUCAGGUUGAAAUAUUAUCAAGUGGUGCUUAAAUCCAUAUUCAUGGGCAGCAAAAAAAGUCUCUUCUUAAGCUCACACAUACUGUCAACUCACUGAUGAAGAAAGGGUCAUUUGAUGCCAAAUUACAUUUUCAGCUCUAGUCUUAUUAAGGUUACCAUUAUUUAUUAAACCAAGAUCACAGGAAUCUGAUGCCAAACCAAUGCCACUUUAAUUGUUUUUGGGUGUAAUAUGCCUUAAUGUGAAACAAAAAGAUCACAGUUAAAAUGUUCAUUAUGUCACAUCACACAAUUCAAAAGCCCGUCUUCUUUCACCGUUGAGGAGGAGCAUCGGCAAGCUUAAUACUUUGAAAUUUAUUAGGGUUCUUGGUGAGUUUGGUGGGUCUUACUUUUAUAGAAACUGAUCACACAUUUGUAAGUGAAGAUUAAUUGAAAGUUUAGUAGUUAAAAAAAGAAAACAAAGGAAUUCUGUUACUGAAAAACUUAACAUUCAUGCACUUCUUUGUGAGAAAUACUGAAUUCAAACUUGAAUUUGUAGCUUUUAGUAACCUGAAGUGAAUUUAAAACUCCCUGUUUGUGUCUGUUAAUUUACACUCCGCUGGGACAGUGAUAUAUGAACUGUAGGAAACAAAGUCUGAGAUGUAGCAAAUAGUAUGGAUUAACAGUAACAGUAAUCAUGUCUGGAAAUGAUAUACUCCCUCCAUGCUGCCCUUUACAUCAAGAGCAGAAAAAACUCUUCAUACCAGACAAAAAAGCAAUUUGUUGGUCAGUUGCAGCUUCAUUACUUUAUAAGUUCUUUAGAUUAUUGAGUACUGAGAGUACAGUUGAGUUUUCUUGGUGGUCUAAUCAAUUUGUAACCCCACUAGAGUGUGCUGUAGUCCACAAUCUGAUUGUUGAAUCUAAAUUAAAAAUGUUGCACACAGUUGGAAAAUCCUCAUUGCUGUACUGUUGAUGUAGAAAUGUCAGGAAGUAUUUUUGGUAUCAUUUAUUUUACAAUGUAUGAAAAAAAUGAACUUACAGUCUCAUGUGAACAUUCUCCUCAAGUUUCCCUUUUUUAUAUAAAUUUUGUAAGUUUUCUGCAUCUGUUUUGUCUUCAAUCAUUGGAAAUAUAUUUGUACAACAUCAA
Molecule: messenger RNA, 2322 nt
Organism: Thunnus maccoyii (southern bluefin tuna)
Lineage: Eukaryota; Metazoa; Chordata; Actinopteri; Scombriformes; Scombridae
Gene: cnpy2
Product: canopy FGF signaling regulator 2
Exons: 7
Coding region: 1-774 (257 amino acids)
Cellular component (GO): endoplasmic reticulum
Source: RefSeq, a predicted model, not a curated record